Molecule: messenger RNA, 858 nt
Organism: Fusarium pseudograminearum CS3096
Lineage: Eukaryota; Fungi; Ascomycota; Sordariomycetes; Hypocreales; Nectriaceae
Exons: 1
Coding region: 1-858 (285 amino acids)
Molecular function (GO): catalytic activity
Source: RefSeq, a predicted model, not a curated record
AUGCUGCAGCCAAUUGUUACCGAAAACGCCCUUAUCAAUGGAAGCCGUGUUGCCUACGGUAUCUAUGGCAAGGGCAAACCUGUCGUUCUUCUUCACGGCACUCCAUCCUCAUCCCUCAUCUGGCGCAACAUCGUCCCCAAGCUCGUCGUCGCCGGUUAUAAAGUCCAUCUUUUUGACCUUCUUGGCUUCGGUCUUUCAGAGCGUCCGUGGAACCUAGCCGUCGAUACCUCCAUGACAGGCCAGGUUUCUGUUCUUGGGGGACUUUUGGAACUUUGGGGUUUGCAGAAGACGCAUAUUGUUGCCCAUGACAUUGGAGGCGGCAUUGCGCAGCGCUUCUCUAUAUUUUCGCCUGAAAGGGUCCUGUCUCUCACGCUCAUCGAUGUCGUGAGCUUCGAUAGCUAUCCAUCAAAGCAGACCAAGAAGCAGAUGCAAAACGGCCUUGAAACUCUUAUCAAGACGGACGAUAAUGAGCACCGAGCCCAUUUCAGGGAGUGGUUACUGUCCGCAGUCGAAAACCGGAAGCAGUUCGAGGAGUCGAGCCUCGACACCUACCUCGACUACAUCUCUGGUCCAAUCGGACAACCUAGUCUAUUCGAGCAUCAGGUUCGGCACUAUGAUCCGAAGCAUACAAUGGAGAUAGCACCGCGUCUCGGAGAGCUGAGCAAGCUACCGGUACAAUUGAUAUGGGGUGCGGAUGAUGCAUGGCAGGUUGUUGGUUGGGCUCAUAAACUCCAUGGUGCAAUUCCUGGAUCGGAGCUUACUAUUUUGGAUGACGCUGGACAUUUUUCACCUGAGGAUCAGCCUGAGAAAAUUUCUGAGCUGCUUGUUAGCUUUCUAGGAAAGCAUUUAUCUCAAUAG